CUUAGCUUAACGACGACAACAACUAUGGCCGCUGUCGGUGGUAGUUUUGAAAGUGCCAGGAGCAUUGAGGAGCGUAAGGAACAGACCCGGAUUGCCAGGGCAGAGGUGUUGAGACAGGCUAAAGCCAAUUUUGAAAAAGAAGAAAGGCGUAAAGAACUUAAACGACUUCGGGGUGAGGAGACAUGGAUGCUACCUGAUGUGAAUGAGCGAGUUGAACAGAUCUCACAGGAACACUCUGGGAAGAAAAAGAAGAAAAAAGACAAGCAUUCCAAAAUAAAGAAAGAGAAGAAAAAAAAGAGCAAGAAACACAAGUAUGAAAAAAACAGUGAGUCAACUGACAGUUCAUCAAGCUCUGAAGAUGAGUGGGUUGAGGCUGUUCCCACUCAGACUUCUGUCAAGGAAAAGGCCUGGAAAGUGAAAGAUGAAAGGUCAGAAAAAGAAGAUAACCAAGUUAUUCAGAGGGAUGAAUGGAUGACUGUUGAUUUUAUGUCUGUUAAAACCGUGUCAUCAUUAUCACUGAAAACUGAAAAGGAAACUAAAAGGAAAAUAGAACAAGAGAAAACUAAAGCACUUGAACAGUCCAGACUGCUGGAAAGAGAAUUGAAUCCAUACUGGAAGGAUGGUGGGACAGGUCUUCCACCAGAAAACAGUAAUGCGUCAUCAGUUGCUAAAGUGGUAGAAGAUGGUGGUUUAAGCUGGCUAAGGAAGUCUUAUCAGAGAAUGAAGGAACAAGCUGAGAAACAACAUAGAAAUAUUGAAGACAUUGUAGCUGAAAGAUACGGGUCAAUGGAAAUAUUUCAGUUGAAAUUAAAAGAAGCUGAAAAAACUGCAUUUAUGAAAGAAGAUUGUAGACGAGAACGGUGGAGGAAGCCAACAUACUCAGAUAGAGCACAAAGUAGUCAAGAAGGAAGAAAAUCAGACUUGAUGAAAUAUAAUAAAAAUUCAAAAGAUAGAUAUGAUACAACAGAUACUACAAAUAAUAUCAAAGAUAAGUUUAGUGAUAAUGAAAAAGAUAAUAGAUCUGGGUUGGAAACAUGUAGGAGAGAAUCCAAUCCAAGGCAAAAUCAAGAGUUUUCUUCUGUUGGAAAUUUGAGACCUAAAUUCUUAAGACCCUCUGAUGAUGAAGAACUGUCAUUUCAUAGCAAGUGCAGGAAUUUUGAACCAUCUAGUUCAUCUUCCACACUGGUUGCUCAGGACUCUGUGCAUUGUGGUUUUCGAAAACCCACAGAAAACAGUGAAGAAAGUCUAUCAUUGUGGAAUCGAUCUGAUGGAAGAGAAGCAGACAGGAAACAUUCACAUCAAAAACCAUUAGAAACCAGUCACAGUAUUGACCACGGAAACCUUUCAGAAGACAGGAGAGAAAAAUCACAAGAUGAAAUUUUGAGAGAUGACUCUCUGAAAAAAGAGGAUCUACAGGACACAGAGUCUUCACUUGCUGGAAGUGGUCCAGAGGAUGACUCUGUCUGUAUCCUGAGUGUUGAUGAGAAGAAUAAGUUGGGGGCCAAGAUUAUCAAGGCUGAGAUGAUGGGAAAUAUGGAAUUAGCUGAACAGCUUAAAGCCCAACUUGAAAAAGCAAAUAAAUUCAAAGAAACUGUAACACAGAUAUCAAAAAAAUCUGCAGUAAUGAAUGAAGACCAGCAAGAGGUGAUCCUUGUCAGAACGGAUCAGUCUGGAAGAGUGUGGCCUGUGAACACAUCAGGAAAACACAUGGAAUCUAAAGGAGGAAGACGGAAGAGACAGAUUGCGUCAACCCAUGAGGAAAAAGAAAGGGUCAAAUACUUUCAUGAUGAUGAUAAUCUAAGCCUAAAUGAUUUAAUCAAGAACGAAAAGAUGGGAACAGCAGAAAAUCAAAACAAACUUUUUAUGAGAAUGGCAUCUAAGUUUAUGGGAAAAACAGAUGGAGAUUAUUACACUCUGGAUGACAUGUUUGUCUCCAAAGCAGCUGAGAGCAAAUGUUUUGGUGAAGAAGAAGAGAAUCAGAGGAAAAACGCAAUUGCUGAGCACCAGCGUCUUGCUGCACAAAUGGACAAAUGUCUGUAUUGUUUUGACAGCUCUCAGUUUCCCAAGCACCUUAUUGUUGCAAUAGGUGUUAAGGUUUACUUAUGUUUACCCAACGUACGAUCUCUUACUGAAGGGCACUGCUUGAUAGUCCCUUUGCAGCACCAUAGAGCAGCUACCUUAUUGGAUGAAGACAUCUGGGAGGAAAUUCAGAUGUUCAGAAAAUCUUUGGUAAAGAUGUUCACAGAUAAAGGAUUGGACUGUAUCUUUUUAGAAACUAAUAUGAGCAUGAAAAAACAAUAUCAUAUGGUUUAUGAAUGCAUUCCUCUCCCAAAGGAAGUGGGUGACAUGGCUCCCAUCUAUUUUAAGAAAGCCAUAAUGGAAUCUGAUGAAGAGUGGUCUAUGAACAAGAAAUUGAUUGAUCUCUCUUCAAAAGAUAUCAGAAAGUCUGUACCCAGAGGCUUACCUUACUUCUCUGUGAACUUUGGCCUCCAAGGAGGGUUUGCCCAUGUCAUAGAAGAUCAACACAAAUUCCCUCAUUACUUUGGAAAGGAAAUCAUUGGUGGGAUGCUGGAUAUAGAACCAAGAGUUUGGAGGAAAGGGAUCCGAGAAAGCUUUGAAGAUCAGAGGAAGAAAGCACUUCAGUUUGCCCAGUGGUGGAAACCAUUUGACUUCACCAAAAGUAAAAAAUGUUGAGUCAUACCUUUCAGUUUUCAUUACCCCCUCAAAUUUCUUUCAGUUUUAUUUCCAUUGCCUGUAUAACUAAACAGCUGACUCUCAGGUCAUGAGAGUCAUGGGCUAGGUUUGUGACAACGUGCACCAUUGGAUUGUGUCGGUUCCCGUCCUCGCCUGCUCCUGUGGACUUCAUUUCAGUAACCCGUGGACAAGACCAGUGAUGUUGGUGACUGCUCAUGACCUGUUCUGUACUCAACUAUUUAGUUAACAUAUAGGAAGACCUUUCUGAAGGCUUAUCUAGGAAGUAUAGCAGAUCAUGGGUUCAAAGGGAAGUGGGUCUACUUCAAAGUUGUUAAGUCUGUUGACUGGCUUCUCUUGCAUUUUUUAACCUGAGUUGGCAUAUUCAGUAAUAAUUGAAAUUUCACUGAAUUUUAUGGAAGCUCUUCAUUUUCUACUAAUAGUGUAUAAUAUAUAUACACCAGUAGGCAACAGCACUGCUGGUGUAGUGGUAUCAUGCAAGAUUCCCAAUAGUUUAUAUGUAUCACUGCUGUUCUUUUUAUUAAAGGAAAAAAGAAUGUCCCCAAAAUAAUAAAGAAUUAAAUGAGGAA
Molecule: messenger RNA, 3281 nt
Organism: Phacochoerus africanus (Common warthog)
Lineage: Eukaryota; Metazoa; Chordata; Mammalia; Artiodactyla; Suidae
Gene: CWF19L2
Product: CWF19 like cell cycle control factor 2
Biological process (GO): mRNA splicing, via spliceosome
Cellular component (GO): post-mRNA release spliceosomal complex
Source: RefSeq, a predicted model, not a curated record